CUUUCGACUUCUCAGUCAGAGGCUCAGACCCCCACCCACUCUUGCGUCUGAUAGAAGGAAGCCAAGGGGAGGCCAUGGUUCCUGGGCGGGCGCCUGCGUGAUUCUGUGCCCAGAUCGCCGGAGCCCCCAUCGGCGACAGCAACUAGUGCGAGGAGGAGGCAGCGGCGUCCUCGACUGGGGGAAGUUCUUCUUUUGCUUCUUUUUCAGCUUUGAAAGCUCCAUAUCUGAGACAGUAAUAUUUUGAUUUGCUUUACAAUGGUAAUGUAAUACUUUUUGUAGAACUGUUUAUAUUCCUUUUCUUGUAUAGGUAAGCCAUGAUUGAAUAAGUUUUUUAUUUUGUGCACUAUGACCUAGUGUUGCUGGUGUAUGAGCAUAUUAUGAACUAGCGUGAUCAUCCUAGAGUUAAUAUGUUUGUUCUAAGGGGUGUUGAACUGUUGAUUCUUGAAAAUAAUAUCUUUAUAUUUGAUUUGAUUUGCCAAGACGCUUUUGUAUAUGAUUAAAAAAUUAAAACUUGUAGCAGUUUUUGACUGGUUAGGGAGUAGUGCUAUUUUUUUGCUAGAUUACUGAACUCUCCCUCCCUCCCUAGUUUUGUGUAUGUGUCUUUGUGGAUCAGCUAGAGCUUAAUCAUAAUUUCACACAGUUAGGUGCAUAGAAUUAGUCAGUUAGAAGAACUAAAUUUAUACUAUUCCAGGAUGUGUCAUAUUUAUGUUUGUCAUUCAAGCAAAUUAUUUUUCAAUAUCAUGUCUGUUGUAGCAAAUUAUUUUUUUAUGACUAUGCAUGCAUUCUGCAUCAUAAUGGUUUGAAUCACAGUAUGUUGAUGUUUGUGUCCCCAAACUAAUAUAGAUUGGUGUAUGUUUGUACUACCUUUUCUUGCUGCUUCUUUUGCUAGAUGAGUCAACCUGCACGUGGUAAUUUCUAUGAUGAUGUCCAAGAUGAUCAUGAGUAUUUAGACUCAUCUGAGAGAGAUACUGAUGAUGAAAAUUAUGAGGGAGCUCCAAAUGACAAUGCACACAGUCAUAGUUCUGGUUUUGUCCAUUUGAGUUCACUUGAUGAUGAUGCACUUUUUAAUAUGCUAAAGAAAUCAGUGUGCACUUCAUUCAGGCACUUUAUUUCUGAAGUAUCUGGUUGUGUUGGUAGCAGCUCCAAAGUUUCUCAUGCUGCUCGAAAUACAAGCAAUGGUAAUAGUCGUGGUGUUGCUUUGAAGGCUGUCACAAAGCAAAAUAUCUCCUAUUUUUCAGAGGUUCUUGGCUCUCUGAACAAACACAAGCGCGAUGUCAUUGAGUCUUAUGGUUUUGGAUCUUUGCUGCUAUUUGAUAAGUGUGCAGUACCCCUCGCAUUUGCUCGUUGGGUGGCUGAUCAUGUCCGUGAAAGCAGCUGGGACAUUGUAUUGAAGAAUAAGUCCAUCCCCAUAACCCCACAAACUGUCCAUGAUGUGCUUGGCAUCCCACUUAGGGGGAAGACAAUCUCAAAAGCACAUGCAGAACAUGGAAAGCUUGCUUUCUUAAGGUCAAUGAACAUGUCCAGUCUGCCAUCCUUGAAGGUUUGCGGUCAAAAUAUUCUGAAAGAUGGUAUUUCCGAUGACGACCUUGUCCGCAAUUUUCUCGUAGUUGCACUAGUUGCCUUCCUAUGCCCGAACUCAAAUGUUCGCCCUAGCACCGAGUACCUCAAACCACUGGUUGAUGUUAAGAAAGCCAAAGAGUGGGACUGGAGCAAGUUUGUUCAUUAUUGGUUGUUCAAGCAAAUCGAGAAGUAUCAUGGGCUCAAGAAAGAUGAACAAGCUACCACUACUAUGGGAGGAUGUUUGUUUAUCCUUUGUGUUGUGUAUCUUGAUUUUCUCAAUACUGGCCAGGAACAAGUACCACCAACGCUCCCUCGUAUUUCUGUUUGGAAGGGGGACAUGAUCAAAGAUAUGUCCAAGUUUGAUUGCGUACAAGGACACACAUAUGGAAAAUGCAAUGUAUUACCUUUCAAGUCAACUUGUUAUUACAAACAAACUGGGGGUAGAACGCCAUCUCCAACUUGUGUUAUUGAUGGUGCCACUUUCAAGAAGACACUUGUUGAAACUAUUCAUGGGAAUAUGUCUCCUGAGACGCUGAAUGAUGUCACUGAACUAUACACGAAGUAUGCAGCAGGGAACAUUGAUUCAGCUCCACAAACUGCUCAAAAUAUCAUUAUUGAUGUCAUCAAUUAUUUUCACCAGCGAGCUCAACGUGAUAAGAUAGCGAGCACGAGCAACGAUGACAUUCCAAACGAUCAGAAGGAUACUAGAUGCAAUAUGGAUGGCAAUCUACCUGCAGGAGAAGACCUGGCCGCUGAUGGUGGCGCUCAUGUUGAUGUUGAAGGUAAUGGGGAGGCUUCAGCCGCACACGAUGAUUGUAGCGGCAAUACUGUCAUUAUCACUCCAAGCAGUGGUGACUGUAGCUCUGUGUGGCAGUACCACCCUAAUUAACCCGGCUCAAGUGCGCUAACCAUCAUCUUAAGGAUAAUCCCGGCUAACACGCACUUCAACCGGAGUAAUUCGGCAGCGCUGUCGGGUAAAGUCCCGAAGAAUCCACCUUAGCAUCGA
This is a messenger RNA of Panicum virgatum (switchgrass), 2566 nucleotides long. RefSeq lists its product as uncharacterized. The transcript is spliced from 6 exons. The coding region runs from base 890 to 2449 and encodes 519 amino acids. The record is from RefSeq and is a predicted model, not a curated record. NCBI's taxonomy places the organism in Eukaryota, Viridiplantae, Streptophyta, Magnoliopsida, Poales, Poaceae.